CUCGGUACCGGCAUUUUACCUUCACUGCCGGUCAGGGCGUUCGUCGGCUGUUUAACGUCAUCUGAGCUCUAUUUAUCUUUUUUAUUUAUACACUUUGUUGUUUACAAUAUGCCCGGCUACUCAGACAGAGAUCGCGACCGCAGAGAUAGAGAUCGGGAUAGAGACAGAGGUUAUGGCGGCGGUGGUGCCCGUUUUGGUGGAAACCGUGGCGGAGGAGGCGGGGGAAAGUUCGGGAAUCCCGGCGAGCGGCUGCGGAAGAAACACUGGAACCUGGACGAGCUGCCAAAGUUUGAGAAGAACUUCUACCAGCAGCACCCAGACGUAAACCGCAGGUCUAUGCAAGAGGUUCAGCAGUACAGAGAUUCCAAGACCAUUACUGUAAAGGGAAGAGACUGCCCAAACCCCAUUAUAAAGUUCCCAGAGGCCAGUUUUCCAUCCUAUGUGAUGGAUGUAAUCAACAAGCAGAAUUGGUCUGAACCCACUCCCAUUCAGGCUCAGGGCUGGCCUCUGGCUCUCAGUGGAAAGGACAUGGUAGGCAUUGCCCAGACAGGUUCUGGAAAGACCCUAUCGUACCUCCUACCCGCAAUUGUGCACAUCAACCACCAACCGUUUCUGGAACGUGGAGAUGGGCCUAUUUGCUUGGUUUUAGCUCCCACUCGUGAGCUGGCCCAGCAAGUGCAGCAGGUGGCUGCAGAAUAUGGCAGAGCUUCUCGCCUCAAAUCCACCUGCAUCUACGGAGGAGCGCCUAAAGGACCUCAGAUACGGGACUUGGAAAGAGGUGUGGAGAUCUGUAUUGCCACUCCUGGCAGACUCAUUGACUUCCUUGAAUCUGGAAAGACCAACCUUCGCCGUUGCACUUACCUCGUCCUGGAUGAAGCUGACAGAAUGCUAGAUAUGGGCUUUGAACCACAGAUUCGUAAAAUUGUUGAUCAAAUCAGGCCAGACCGUCAGACCCUGAUGUGGAGUGCCACCUGGCCGAAAGAGGUACGGCAGCUGGCAGAGGACUUCCUCAAAGACUAUGUUCAGAUCAAUGUUGGGGCUCUUCAACUCAGCGCCAACCACAAUAUCCUGCAGAUUGUAGAUGUCUGCAAUGAUGGCGAGAAGGAGGACAAGGUCAUUCGUCUCCUAGAGGAAAUCAUGAGUGAAAAGGAAAAUAAGACCAUUAUAUUUGUGGAGACAAAGAGGCGCUGUGAUGACCUCACCAGGAGGAUGCGUAGAGAUGGGUGGCCUGCAAUGGGUAUCCAUGGAGACAAAAGCCAGCAAGAAAGGGACUGGGUACUCAAUGAGUUCAAAUAUGGAAAGGCUCCCAUCCUCAUUGCUACAGAUGUAGCGUCCAGGGGUCUAGAUGUUGAAGACGUCAAAUUUGUCAUCAACUUUGAUUACCCCAACAACUCUGAGGACUAUAUCCACCGCAUUGGGCGAACAGGACGUAGUGAAAAGACAGGCACAGCCUACACCUUCUUCACCCCCAACAACUUCAAACAGGCUGGCGACCUCAUCUCUGUGCUCCGUGAGGCCAACCAAGCCAUCAACCCCAAGCUCCUCCAGAUGGCUGAGGACAGAGGAGGUAAAUCUAAUUGGUCGUUCAAGGGGCGGGAGAGGUGGCGGCUUCAGAGAUGACCGGCGUGAUAGGUAUUCAGGCAAGCGUGAUUUCGGUAGUUUUAGAGACAGGGACAAUGGUAGAGGAUACGACAGUGGACCUAACAAAAGCUUUGGCUCAAACACCCAAAAUGGAGGCUAUGGGGGAGGUAACGCAAACAACAGCUAUGGCUACAAUGGUAAUGGACAGCCCAAUUUCAACAACCAGCCAGGAAACUUCGGUGCUCAGAACAGCUUCCAGCCACAACAGUUUGGACCUCCAAAGGGUCCUGCUCAGAACGGCAACAGUCACCCACCCUUCCCUUUCCCCCAGGCCCAGCAGCACCCUCCCCCUCCGCUGGUGCCCUACCCCAUGCCUCCACAGUUCCCACAGUAAAUGCACAAACACUUG
Periophthalmus magnuspinnatus is the source of this 1990-nucleotide messenger RNA. It is a transcript of the gene ddx5, whose product is annotated as DEAD (Asp-Glu-Ala-Asp) box helicase 5. NCBI's taxonomy places the organism in Eukaryota, Metazoa, Chordata, Actinopteri, Gobiiformes, Gobiidae. The record is from RefSeq and is a predicted model, not a curated record. The transcript has 13 exons. Gene Ontology annotation, biological process: alternative mRNA splicing, via spliceosome. Bases 109 to 1620 code for a protein of 503 amino acids. Gene Ontology annotation, molecular function: ATP binding; RNA helicase activity; RNA binding. Gene Ontology annotation, cellular component: cytoplasm; ribonucleoprotein complex; nucleus.